Hemibagrus wyckioides is the source of this 1922-nucleotide messenger RNA. RefSeq names its product troponin T type 3b (skeletal, fast) (gene tnnt3b). Gene Ontology annotation, biological process: regulation of muscle contraction; sarcomere organization; muscle contraction. Lineage: Eukaryota; Metazoa; Chordata; Actinopteri; Siluriformes; Bagridae. Bases 705 to 1712 code for a protein of 335 amino acids. Gene Ontology annotation, molecular function: troponin C binding; tropomyosin binding; troponin I binding. The record is from RefSeq and is a predicted model, not a curated record. The transcript has 11 exons. Gene Ontology annotation, cellular component: troponin complex.
CUCCCAUUCUAAUAUUUGAAAGAUGCCUGAUCCUAAACCAUUCUCCAAACUGCACUAUGUUUCUCCUUUGUGUGGUAUUCACCUUUUGAUUAUUAAAUAACAAAGGUUAAAGCAUUUUUUCUUGAGCAGUGCUUAGAUUUAUGUAUCAAACUAACCUCUUACUGGUUGUGUAUGUGUACAAAAGCAAAAACGUACUUUAUUACUUUCAUCUAGCCUCCCUUUAGAAGUUACCAAAUGUAAAACAUUUAACUUUCUGUUAGCUAAAACUAAAAUUAGUGCAUUUAAUUUCAUUUGCUAACCAAGUUGAAUAUAAUUUUUUGACUACUAAGCACACAAAUAAUGCUUGUGUCAGACUUAAGGAUGUACUUCCACUUAUGCUUGUACUUUUUAACCAAAUGUGCAUGUGAAUCAGUAUGAAAGAAUUAAUAAGAAUUAAUAAGAUUUAACAAUAAAAUUAAUUACUUUUUAAAACUGAGCUAAAUAUAAUACAGUGUAAUGAUAAGACUUAUUAGAUUUUACUAAAAACUUAGUUACCAAAAGCAAAGAUUGAUAUUUUUGGCAGAUAAUUUUAAUCAAAGCAAUUGAAAAGAGAUGACAAGUAAAAUCUAGCAAUAAAGUUGAUCUGGGUUGUGUCUCUGUGGCCCCCUUUUUGAACAUAAAUAUUGAUCUAGCACUACCCUAUUUAUGCUAAAUUGCAUCAUUUUAUGUUAAGAAAUGUUCUUUCUAGCAUAGAACAUGGCAUCUUGUGUACAAAAGGAUCUCAUGAUUGUCAGUUCUCCCACCAUCCUUGGCUCAAACUAACUCAUCUCGCAAUUUCUUCUUCUUUCUCUGACACUGCCUCAUCUUGCAUAACUAACAGUGCUGUCCCUUUAUUUUUUAAUCCAAUCACUGUCACCACAUUCUUUCUCCUGCUUGCUUUACUGCAUGUGGCAUUAGAAGAGGUAUUAGAUGUAGAGGUAGCCCCAGAGGCUGAGGCUGAGCCUGAGCCAGAGGCAGAGCCUGAGGAGGAACCUGAGCCAGAACCAGAGGUGCAUGAGGAAGAGGCCUAUGAAGAGGAAGAAGAAAAGCCAAAGUUCAGACCCAGUGCACCAAAAAUCCCAGAAGGAGAGAAAGUAGACUUUGAUGACAUCCAGAAAAAGAGACAGAAUAAGGAUCUCAUCGAGCUGCAGGGACUCAUUGAUGCCCAUUUUGAAUGCAGGAAGAAGGAGGAGGAGGAACUUAUUGCUCUGAAGGAGAGAAUUGAGAAACGUAGGGCUGAGAGAGCAGAUCAGCAGAGGAUCCGUGCUGAAAAGGACAAAGAGCGUCAGGCAAGGCGUGAGGAGGAAAGACUGAGGAAAGAGGAGGCAGAUGCAAAGAAGAAGGCAGAGGAGGAUGCUAAGAAGAAAUCUGUUCUGACAAGCAUGGGCUCCAACUAUAGCAGCUAUCUGCAGAAGGCUGACCAAAAGAAGGGAAAGAAACAGACGGAGAGAGAGAAAAAAAGAAAGGUCUUGGCUGACAGACGCAAGGCUUUAAACAUUGAUCACCUGAAUGAAGACAAGCUAAGGGAUAAGGCCAAGGAGCUGUGGGACUGGAUGUACAAACUUGAGUCUGAAAAAUUUGACCACAUUGAGAAGCUAAAAAGGCAGAAGUAUGAGGUCAUCUCACUUCGCAACCGUAUUGAUGAGCUGCAGAAGCACUCCAAGAAGGGUGCUGCUGCUCGUCGCAGAAAGUAAACUGUUGAUGGAGAACAUUGUCCCAUUUGAAGCAAUGGCCUGAAUACUCAGCUUCCUCUAACUGUUUUUGUUGUCUUAAGACAGUUACAUUUUGAUAGCUCCUCAAAUAUGAAACACCAUGAGAUUUUAUUCUAGCUCCUUUGGUCUAUAGCCACUGUAAGGUUUUUGUUCUGUGGGUGUACAAAUAAAAUUUUAGAUCUCUCAAUUUUC